GACUUCAUUUUAUGGCAGAUUCAGGCACUUCUUGGACAUCAUUGAUCCGCGCACUCUCUUUGUUACUGAGAGUCGUCUGAAGGAAGCUGUGCAGUUGUUGGAGGAUUACAAACAUGGGACUUUGCCCCCAGGAGUCACCAACAAAGAGCUGUGGGGAGCUCAAAAAAUAAAGCAGGCCAUCAUCCACCCCGAUACAAACGAGACCAUCUUCAUGCCUUUCCGAAUGUCAGGUUACAUUCCCUUUGGAACACCCAUCGUUGUUGGUCUUCUCUUGCCCAACCAGACUCUGGCAUCCACUGUGUUUUGGCAGUGGUUGAAUCAGAGCCACAAUGCGUGUGUCAACUAUGCAAACCGCAACGCGACAAAGCCUUCUCCGACGUCCAAGUUCAUCCAGGGCUACUUGGGAGCUGUCAUAAGUGCUGUCUCAAUAGCAGUGGGCCUUAAUCUUCUGAUUCAGAGAGCAAACAAGUUUACCCCCGCCACUCGUCUCUUGAUCCAGAGGUUUGUGCCAUUCCCUGCAGUCGCUAGUGCCAAUAUCUGCAACGUUGUCCUGAUGAGGCACACAGAGCUGGAAGAAGGAAUUGAUGUUUUGGACAAUAACGGAAACAUUGUCGGGUCUUCCAGAAUUGCUGCGAAACACGCACUGCUAGAAACGGCCCUGACUAGAGUGGUCCUGCCAAUGCCUAUACUGGUUCUACCUCCAAUUAUUAUGUCCAUACUGGAAAAAACAUCACUCCUGAGGUCGCGUCCCCGGAUGAUUCUCCCAGUCCAAAGCCUUGUGUGCCUCGCUGCCUUUGGCCUGGCCCUCCCCUUGGCCAUCAGUCUCUUCCCGCAGAUGUCUGAGAUUGAGACAUCUCGGCUGGAGCCAGAAAUCGCAAUGGCCACCACCAGUAAGACUGUAGUCUACAAUAAAGGCUUGUAAGUGGAAGUGGACCAUCUCAACCCAGAAGAUUUGGGG
Tauraco erythrolophus (red-crested turaco) is the source of this 958-nucleotide messenger RNA. The record is from RefSeq and is a predicted model, not a curated record. NCBI's taxonomy places the organism in Eukaryota, Metazoa, Chordata, Aves, Musophagiformes, Musophagidae.